GCCGUUGCCUUUUCCUGUUCAGGGGACGAGAACCCUUUCUGCAGCAAAUUGAGAAGUUUGGGGGAGGGGUGUCCUCCUUCCCGCCGAGCUCUCUGAGAUUAAGGGCUCGGCCUGCUCAGGUAGAGCACGUUCCGGGUCUUGCAAACUCAUCUCCCGGGAGGGGGCGGAGGGAAAGGGGGGACGCGGCUGUUAAGGCUGAGCUUGCGACGGAGUCGGCUGUUACCCGGCGAAGUUCUUCAGGGAAACGCCUCGGAACAGUGGCUUCUUGCGGGAGCGGUGAGGCCAAAGCCGGGGCCCGCGGAGACCGGUCCGGAGAGGCGGCGCGCGUUUCUACAGGGCUCGGGACUGACUUCUUCAGUGCUUAGAGUCUGAGAAAAAUGGCAAAUAUGGAUAGUGAUUCUAGCCAUCUUCUCAUCCCUGAGGUAGAUAAUGAAAUAAAUCCUGGACCUAUGAAUAUCCAGUUUGAUUCAUCAGAUAUAAGAUCCAAAAGGCCUUUCUAUAUAGAGCCCACAAACAUCGUCAAUGUGAAUGAUGUCAUUCAGAGGGUUAGUGACCAUGCCUCUGCAAUGAACAAGAGGAUUCAUUACUACAGCCGGCUCACUGCUCCUGCAGACAAGGCACUGGUUGCCCCAGAUCAUGUAGUUCCAGCUCCAGAAGAGUGCUAUGUGUAUAGUCCAUUGGGUUCUGCUUAUAAACUUCAAAGUUACACUGAAGGAUACGGUAAAAACACCAGUUUAGUAACCAUUUUUAUGAUUUGGAAUACCAUGAUGGGAACAUCUAUACUGAGUAUUCCUUGGGGCAUAAAACAGGCUGGGUUUACUACUGGAAUGUGUGUCAUCAUGCUGAUGGGCCUUUUAACACUUUAUUGCUGCUACAGAUUGGUGAAAUCACGAGCUAUCAUAUCAUCAGUGGAUACCACUACCUGGGAAUAUCCAGAUGUCUGCAGAUAUUAUUUUGGCUCCUUUGGGCAGUGGUCAAGUCUCCUUUGCUCCUUGGUGUCUCUCAUUGGAGCAAUGAUAGUGUAUUGGGUGCUUAUGUCUAAUUUUCUUUUUAAUACUGGAAAGUUUAUUUUUAACUUUAUUCAUCACAUUAAUGACACAGAUGCUCUACUGAGCACCAACGAUAGCAACCCUGUGAUUUGUCCAAGUGCCAUGAGUGGUAACCAUCCUGACAAUGGCUCUAUGAUUUUCUACACCAAUGUCUCGGGACUCCAGCAGUUUGAAAAGUGGUGGAAUAAGUCCAAGACAGUGCCCUUUUACCUCGUGGGGCUCCUCCUGCCACUGCUUAAUUUCAAAUCUCCUUCAUUUUUUUCAAAAUUUAAUAUCCUAGGCACAGUGUCCGUUCUCUACUUGAUUUUUCUUGUCACCUUGAAGGCUAUUCGCUUGGGAUUUCAUUUGGAGUUUCAUUGGUUUACACCAACAGAAUUUUUUGUCCCAGAGAUAAGAUUUCAGUUUCCACAGCUGACUGGGGUGCUUACCCUUGCUUUCUUUAUUCAUAAUUGUAUUAUCACCCUCUUGAAGAACAACAAGAACCAAGAAAACAAUGUGAGGGACUUGUCCAUUGCUUAUAUGCUGGUGACAUUAACUUAUUUCUAUAUUGGAGUCCUGGUUUUUGUUUCAUUUCCUUCACCACCAUUAUCCAAAGAUUGUAUAGAGCAGAAUUUUUUAGACAACUUCCCUAGCAGUGACAUCCUGUCCUUCAUUGCAAGGAUAUUCCUGCUGUUCCAGAUGAUGACUGUAUAUCCACUCCUAGGCUACUUGGCUCGUGUCCAGCUGUUGGGCCAUAUCUUCGGUGACGUUUAUCCUAGCACUUUCCACGUGUUGAUUCUUAAUCUAAUUAUUGUGGGAGCUGGCGUGCUCAUGGCCUGUUUCUACCCAAACAUAGGAGGAAUCAUAAGAUAUUCAGGAGCAGCAUGUGGCCUGGCCUUUGUAUUCAUAUAUCCAUCUCUCAUCUAUAUAAUUUCCCUCUACCAAGAAGAGCGUCUAACAUGGCCUAAGUUAAUCUUUCACAUUUUCAUCAUUAUUUUGGGCCUGGCUAACCUAAUUGUUCAGUUUUUUAUGUGAAAUAGUCACCUGUGUUCUCCAGAUCUUUCAUGGUGUUUUGAACUCUGACAACAGUUCCACAUAAACUCACUUGUAAAUGCUGUUGUUGCUGUAAUUAUUAAUGUUUUCCUAAGGUAAUUUGAAACCAAGGGAAAUAGUGGUCCAUUAAUAAGUAAUUCUUGUUAGAAUGGGGAAAAGGGCAGUAAGAGUGGUCUUAAUCUCUUUCCCUUUUUCAUAUUCACUCAUCUCUUCAUUUUCACUGUCUUUUCUGAGUAGAAAUAUAUGCCCCUAGGAAAAAUCAUGCUGGGUUUUGCUUUUAGAGAUGUAGGGUGGGUGGGUUUAUUCUGGCUACAAUAAUGAUUCUCAGAGUGUCAGAGCAACUAUAUUGCCAGAUCCCAUUUCUGUUUUAUGUUUCAGUUAUUCACUUUUAUUUUAUUACUUGCUAUAUCAUUUCUGCAGUUUGCCCAAACCUUUACUGUUUUAGACAGUAAACCAAAUACCUCAUUUUAAAAAAGAAGUGUCCAUGACAUCAGUGUUGGUAGAGUGAAUUCUUACGUGAGCCCUUAAUCUCUGUUUUAAAAAAGAAAGAAGGGAAAAAAAAAAAAAAAGCAAUGUCAGAACAGGCCCCAUGGUCAUGAAACUCAUGUAAAAUAAAGGAACUAGGAGAGAA
Mesoplodon densirostris (Blainville's beaked whale) is the source of this 2712-nucleotide messenger RNA. It is a transcript of the gene SLC38A9, whose product is annotated as solute carrier family 38 member 9. The transcript has 15 exons. Lineage: Eukaryota; Metazoa; Chordata; Mammalia; Artiodactyla; Ziphiidae. The coding region runs from base 378 to 2063 and encodes 561 amino acids. The record is from RefSeq and is a predicted model, not a curated record. Gene Ontology annotation, molecular function: amino acid transmembrane transporter activity. Gene Ontology annotation, biological process: amino acid transmembrane transport.